AUGAGUCGAGAUCCAUUUCGUGAUUGGGUUCAGUUCAAGAAGAGAUUGAUAGCAAGAUUUAAUCAGAAAAUGGAGGAGAAUCCACGAAUGAGGCUGUUUGCGUUGAAGCAGAAAGGUCCUGUAGCUGAGUAUGUGAAUGAAUUUGAAGAACUCACAACUAUUGUUACUGGAGUAGAGGAAGAAAACCUGGAACACGUCUUUUACUUGGGAUUGAAACCAGAAAUGCAGGAAGUAGUAAAGAUGCAAAAACCAAAGGGUUUAUCAGCGUUGUUUAGCACAGUGAUAUCAAUGGAGGAUAGCAUUUUUUAUAAUUCUCAAAGGAAUUGGAGCACAAGUUCAAGUUCAGAUAGUCCCAAGCCAACAAUACAAAAUACGGAGCAAUCUGAAUUGAGCAAGAGCCAGACUCAAAACGCAAAACCGCCUUGGAAGAAUAACGGAGGAAGAAACUACAGUGGGAUGUUGAAACUGAGUCCAGCAGAGAUAUCUGAGAAGAGAAGAUUGGGACUGUGUUAUAAGUGCCCAGAGAAGUGGUCUAGAGAACAUCAGAAAACAUGCCACAACAUGACGCUAGAAGUAUUUACGGUGGUGAAUGAACAAGAGGUAGAGAUUAUGGAGGAAGAUUGGAUUGAGGGUUUAGAAGAAGACAUGGAAGACAUGCAUGAACCUAUACAGUUGUCAUUGUUCUCAUUUCUGGGAUUUGAUUCUCCUAGUGCGACGAAACUGUGGGAUACAAUUGGGAAGACGAAGCUGGUGGUGAUGAUUGAUAGUGGUGCAACCCACAACUUUAUUGAUCCGUCUGUUUUAAACAAAACCUCGCUUUCUCCAGCUAGGAACAGAACGUUCGAUAUAUUGUUGGGAACUGGAAUCACGGUGAAUGGCUCAUGA
Microthlaspi erraticum is the source of this 885-nucleotide messenger RNA. NCBI's taxonomy places the organism in Eukaryota, Viridiplantae, Streptophyta, Magnoliopsida, Brassicales, Brassicaceae. The record is from the annotation of a GenBank genome assembly.